AUGGGUUCGAAAGAAGUGAUAUGGGCAGGACCUAUGAGCAUUGAGAUCGAAGCCAGAAUUCCAGCUGCAAUGAAUGGACCACAUGUCCCUCUCGAGUUGCAUUUCGCAUCCUGGGCAUUGGAACAAAGUGUCAUCGUCGUGGCCAUCAAGCAUAUGGUCUUUGAGCUUGUCUCUGCGGGCAAAUCCGUGAAUACCACGCCGCUUACAAUCGACUGCUGA
Messenger RNA from Parastagonospora nodorum SN15, 219 nucleotides. RefSeq lists its product as hypothetical. The record is from RefSeq and is a predicted model, not a curated record. The transcript has 2 exons. The coding region runs from base 1 to 219 and encodes 72 amino acids. Lineage: Eukaryota; Fungi; Ascomycota; Dothideomycetes; Pleosporales; Phaeosphaeriaceae.